Entelurus aequoreus (snake pipefish) is the source of this 2367-nucleotide messenger RNA. RefSeq names its product gastrula zinc finger protein XlCGF8.2DB-like. Gene Ontology annotation, molecular function: DNA-binding transcription factor activity, RNA polymerase II-specific; RNA polymerase II transcription regulatory region sequence-specific DNA binding. The coding region runs from base 327 to 1319 and encodes 330 amino acids. NCBI's taxonomy places the organism in Eukaryota, Metazoa, Chordata, Actinopteri, Syngnathiformes, Syngnathidae. The record is from RefSeq and is a predicted model, not a curated record. Gene Ontology annotation, biological process: regulation of transcription by RNA polymerase II. Gene Ontology annotation, cellular component: nucleus. The transcript has 2 exons.
UGGGGCGAUUGUGCAUUCAGUAAAACGCAACAUAGCAGUGCGAUCUUUAAGUCUGAAUUUAUUCCUUCAUUUUUACCUUUUGUACCUAUUUGUCCAUCGUAUGUAAAACUAAACGUGCUUAAUUGUUGUCAGGAUUAACUCAACUCGUCUCAAUGAAUGUUGGGACCUCUCAGGCUCAACUUGCUAGUUAGCUUAGCUUGCUAGCUAGCUUAGCUUGUUAGCUGCUAACAAAGAGACGCGGAAGUGAUCAACACAUCGCUAAAGAAGAGAUCAAAUACGUCUGUGAAGAACAUCUUCUCCCUGAGCAGCAGAAGUGGAGCUUCAGGAUGGAGCAGCAGCAAGCCCCCCACAUUAAAGAGGAAGAGGAGGAGCCACAGCUCCCUCACAUUAAAGAGGAAGAUGAGGAACACGGCGUCAGUCAGGAGGAGUUUGAAGGACCGGAGGAUGACCAUGUGAUCCGUGUCAUUGUGAAGAGUGAAGGUGAUGAGGUCAAAGGUGAAAGUGAGGAGAAGAGAGAGGCGGAGCCUCCAAGCAGCAGCUCAACUCAACACAUGACAACAGAAGCUGAUGGAGACCACUGUGGAGGAUCACAAGCAGACAAGCUCUUAGCUCCACUAUCAGAUAGUGAGGACACAACGUCACACUCUCCUGACACUGAUGAUGAAGACUCUAAAGAUGAUAAGACAUGUCACACUGACAACACACACUUCACAUGCACUCUCUGCGACAAAAACUUUAAUCAGCAUUAUAAUCUGAAAGUACACAUGAGAAUACACACCGGAGAAAAACCUUUCUCCUGCUCAGAGUGCGGUAAAGGGUUUGCGCGAAAAGACGUGUUGAAAGAGCACAUGAGAACGCACACUGGAGAAAAACCUUUUAUCUGUUCAGUGUGUGGUAAAGGGUUCACGCAAAGUUGUGAUUUGAAAAAACACACGAGAAUACACACUGGCGAGAAGCCUUUUUCUUGCUCGAUUUGCGGUAAAGGUUAUAUACAAAGUCAGUGUUUAAAAGUGCACAUGAGAACACACACUGGGGAAAAACCUUUUGCUUGCUCAGUCUGCGGUAAAGAUUUCAUACAAAGCCAGUGUUUAAAAGUACACAUGAGAACACACACCGGAGAAAAGCCCUUCACCUGUUCAAUCUGUGGUAAAGGUUUUACACAAAGUCAAUGUUUGAAGAAACACAUGAGAUUGCACACUGGAGAAAAACCUUUUACCUGUUCGGUCUGCGGCAAAGGUUUUGUGCAAAGUCAAAAUUUGAAAGCACACAUGAGAACACACACUGGUAAAAAACAUAUUCCUGUACAAGAAACUGUGUAGUACACAUGAGAACACACACUGGUGAGAAAGUGUUGAGUUGCAGUGUGUGUGGUGAAAGAUUCUCUCAUAAGUACCAGUGUAAGAAACACAAGUGUGCUGGUGAGAAGCUGCAGGAUUGGAAAUAAACUGUUAAAACUGUAAUGUUAACUUUCUAACAUCAGCACAUACAACAUGUGUGACAUCAUUGCUGUGUGUAUAACACAAUCUUGUUAAUAUUCUUCUACCAUUUAUACAUUAUAUAUUUUAGAUUAAUGUUUUUGAUGUAUUAAUAUGCAACAUUGUCUCCAUAAAAUAAACAAUUUUCUGUGAUAGAAAAGAGUAGAUACAAUAAACAUGUAGCGUGCAUAUAGUAGGGCUGUCACAUUCAUUAGGUUUUUGAAUAAGAUUAAUCACAUUUUGGAAUUUUGAUUUAUUAUGAUUAAUCACAGAGCACUACUUGAGUUUAUGAUUACAAUUAGCUUCAGAAAAGACCCCAAUAUUUGUAAACAAAUGUAAUUGUAUUUUUAAGGACCGUUUUUAAACAUUUUACUUGAAUGCAUGUCAUUUAUUUGCACACAACCUGGUAGCAAUUUUGUCUGAAGUUCUUUCAGGAUGUAUUUUGGAGUGAAAUUUGCCAGCGGGCACACCGGUCGGGGUCUCCUCACUCACCUUUGUACUGACGUAUGCAAAUAAAUUGCAUUAUUAAUCAAUGUCUGUUCAUGAUUGCAGUAUUUUUUGUUGUUGUUGAUUAAUCACACGAGGUAACUUGUUCAUUUUGACAGCUCAACUAUAUAAAUAUUCACCAUUCAGUUUUAAACAUGUUUUUUUUUUUUAUGUACUGUAUGUAUGAAGUGUGUUUUCAUUUCUAAUUGUAAUUCAUUCCAGAGAUGAACUCCCUUAUAUGAUAUGUGUUUUACAUGUGUUCAUACCUUUACUUUUGAGUACAUAUUUACUGGUUCACAUCUGAACCAUCUUCUGGAAGCAUUAUAUUUACUUUAUGCAUCAUUAAAAAAUGUCCGUCAAAAAAAACAAAACAAUUGCUGAAUGGGAACAAAUAAAUUCAGGAUAU